UUAUUUCUAAAGGAAACUGAUGUCUGAACAUUCUUCUUCAGCUAUGGUUAUAGAUACUCUUCCAGCGGGUUCACUUUCAGCUGUUGCCAGAAAGAGACUCCUAAAAGAACUUCGAGAAUGGGUAACGGGUGACCCUGUCCCUGGAAUGUCCGUUCAACAACCGGAAAGAUUGGACUUGUGGUAUGUAAAGGUGGUUGGUGCUGAGGACACUAUUUUUGUAGGAGAAGAGUAUACUUUGCGUUUUAGUUUUCCUCGAGAAUAUCCUAUUGAAGCGCCGGAAGUUGUCUUUCUUCAACCUACUCCCGCUCAUCAACAUGUUUAUACCAAUGGCCAUAUUUGUUUGAAUGUCUUGUAUGAUGGUUGGAGUCCAGCGUUGACGGUUACUUCGGUUUGUUUGAGCAUUCUGAGUAUGUUGAGUAGUGCAACUGAAAAGGGCAUUCCCAAAGAUAACGAUGCUUAUAUAAGAAACAGUCGAGGUCGUUCACCUAAAUUGACUCGUUGGCUAUUUCAUGAUGAUAGUGUUUGAGACUCUUUUAAAACCUCAAGUUAUAUUAUAGUCGAA
Molecule: messenger RNA, 562 nt
Organism: Galdieria sulphuraria
Lineage: Eukaryota; Rhodophyta; Bangiophyceae; Galdieriales; Galdieriaceae
Product: ubiquitin-conjugating enzyme E2 W
Exons: 5
Coding region: 20-526 (168 amino acids)
Source: RefSeq, a predicted model, not a curated record